This is a messenger RNA of Linum trigynum, 1966 nucleotides long. Lineage: Eukaryota; Viridiplantae; Streptophyta; Magnoliopsida; Malpighiales; Linaceae. The record is from the annotation of a GenBank genome assembly.
CUCCCCCUCUCUCUCCUCCCUCUCUCCCGUAGACAUCACCAUCUCUCCUCCCCCUCUCUCCGCCGCCAUGGAUGAGAUCUCAUCCCCAUCACAGCAGCUGCAGCAGCUUCCCAUAAGCACCACCACGAAGACAAUCAAGGAGAAGCAGCUGUCCUCCCCCCGCCGGCAAGGAACCGGCCGUGCCGCUGUCCUCACUCCCGCCGCGCCGCUGUCCUCCCCUGCCGCCACCACUUUUAUGUCGCCGCCACCGCGAGGUUGGCGGAGGGAGUCUGCCGGAGAGAAUUCGCCGGAGAAAAAGUUUGUCGGUCGAUGCGGAAUGGCUGCUGGAGAAAGGAAGAGAGAGAGAGAGUAGAUAGAGAUAUUAAUGUAUAGGAUUUAAAUUUCAGAAAAAAUUGUAUUUAAUAUGGGUUUUUAAUUCCCAAUAUAAUUAAUACAAAAAGGUAAUUAAUAUAUUCCUUUUUUUCAUGCCCAAAAUACCCUUGGUUGUGAAUCUGACAACCCCCAAGGGGGUUGUCACCGUAUCCCGUCCCUUCAUUUUGAAAUAAAAUAUUUUUGUAUUUGAUAUUUAAAAGAAGGCAAUAUUCAUCUGUCUAGUCAAAACUUUGACGUUUGUGACAAAAAUAGCCACUUUUGAGGAAAUACCAAUAAUACCCAAAAUUUUGAAAGUUCGAUGACAUAUCCAUUUCUGUUACAUAAUUUGACGGCGUCAGUGACACUAUUAGUCAAAUUAACAGAACGCUUACAUGGCUGUCAACUCAUCGGACAAUUCAACAACACUUGCCACGUAUAUGCCAUGUCAUAUUUUAAUUUAAAAAUAAAUAUAAAUUAUAAAUUAUUUUCUCAUCCUCUCUCCACUCCCACCACUCACUUCUCGUGCGUUGGCACCAACGGCAACGAUGGUGACAAUCUGGCCGGCGAUGGCCGAUCUACGACCCUUGCUCCCUGCCCCCUAAUCUUGUGAGAAUAAUAAUGACAACUCAUCAGCUUUCCUCACCUACUCCCAAACCCUAGAUCACCACCACCGCAGUGACAACAGAUCUAACCUAAAAUGUGCGGCCUGCGAGCGCCACUGCAACUUCCACCGCAAGGAGAUCGAUGGCGAGACUGUCGCCGUCGCCAGCCCUGCCUUGUUCAGCCCCGUUGAGUCUUGUCGCCGCGGAGGCGGGCAUUUGGUCCACGCGCAAGUAAAAAAUUCAUCUUCGCACGCUCCACCUGUUCGUCUUCCUCUGUCACUCCCCAAACCCCUUCCAUCGCCGAGCAACAGAGAUACGAUAUCCCAUAACCUUAUUUUCUCAGCCCAAACCACCACCAUUUGAAGGUAUGAUAUACCAGAUCUUGGCUCAUCUCAUUCAACUCCUUCCCUGACCGAUUCCGGCGCCAACCUCGAAAUCCCCAAUUUUGAUCAACCUGAUUUUUGUCGGUGAAUCCUUAAGAUUCACAGAACUGAGAACUGUCCAUCGAAGUCCCCAACUCUAUUCAACUAUCUUUCCGUCCCCUUUCACCGCCAAGGAAUGCCUCGCUAGCAAUCUCUGGCGCAACCUCUACAAGAUUUCGCCCCAAGAGAUUUUCUUCGCAUUUCGCCUCCAACUCUUCUCCUCCAUCUGCAUCAACGGAACUAGUUCAUGCUCUGCUAUUGCCGCCGCCACCUCACUAACCAGAGAGCCGCAAGCGUCGAUUUGAAAUCGAUCCUCCUCGAGAUGAUGAUGAAUCUCAUGGUGAAAAUUAUUGUAGGGAAGAGGUGCUUCGGUGGAGGAGAGGCAGCGACAACAGACCUUAUUUCAGGAGCUCGCUUCUCUCCCGAUGCCAACAACAAACCCAGAUCGGGACAAUUGACGAAGGCCCGCCGCCAUCAUUGCCAAAUUAUGGGUUGUAGGUUUCUGGGUUUGGGUUCUUCUUCGUCUACCCAAUUCUGCGAUUGGGGUUCUUCUUCACAUGAAGGAUAAGGGAAUCAAUUCGAAGGGAAGGA